AUGCCCAACGAAGUUCCCAAGGUGGACGAGCUGGGUGUCAGCUCGGCACCACUCAAGAGCGCCUCGUUUUACAUCGGAACUUUCUGCAAGCCGUACUCAGAGGACUUUAUGCUCUGUAAGGCCGAAGAUCAAAACCCCGAACACUGUUUGAAAGAGGGCCGUCGGGUGACCCGAUGUGCUCAAGAGGCUAUCACCAAAAUCAAAGCGGCCUGUCUGGACGAAUUUACGUCGCAUUGGAAAUGCCUCGACCGGAAUAAUCAUGGGUUUGAGUUUUGCCGAAAACCGGAAAAAGAUUUGAACGCCUGUUUGUUUCAAAAACUGCAAUUCAAAAAAGAAAUUCCAGGUACUCCAAGUGGACAAGUGCCUAUUCACGAGAAGAAGAACCCAAUCUACGGCCCCAUCCAACGAUAA
Molecule: messenger RNA, 411 nt
Organism: Puccinia triticina
Lineage: Eukaryota; Fungi; Basidiomycota; Pucciniomycetes; Pucciniales; Pucciniaceae
Exons: 5
Coding region: 1-411 (136 amino acids)
Biological process (GO): mitochondrial electron transport, NADH to ubiquinone
Source: RefSeq, a predicted model, not a curated record